UGAACUCACUAAUCUAGCUCAAAAUAUUGCCCGAAUUACAGACUAGCUUAUGUUAAAAAAUGUAGUACGUAUUUCAUAUUCCUUAAAUUAAGAAAACAUUAAAAAAAAAAAAAACAAAGGAAAUUAAACGUUGACCGUCAUAGUCGAGCAAACAGAGCAAAUUUCCAGCGCCGCCAAUCACAAUUCUUCAUUUUAAUUUAGUUUUGAUUAAAAUUUAUAGUUUCAGCUGACCAAUAGAAAAAUCUCCGCUCUUCACAGUCGUCAUCGCCGCGUUUUCUCUCUCUUCAACUUUCCCGGUCAUCUUUCUCUCUCCUCCCUCUUCUCUCUCUUCACGCCGUCACUCCCAUUUUCUCUCUCUUCUCCUCUCUUCCUCCUUCUAUCUCUAUCCUCCGAUCUUCAUUGAUAUUCCAGAAAUCUCUCGAAUUCAUCUUGACUUUUCCUACCAUUUCUUCAAAUCGAAGUGAAUUUGCAGCUGUUUGAGCUAAGAGGAGAGAGAAAAGUUUCAAAUUAAGGUAUAAGUUAUGUUGGCUUUCAAUUUUUUUUUGGUGAAGUAGAUUGCUGAAGAAUUACUUACUGUUUCUGCUGAAAAUUCAUUCAAAUGAUUUGUUGAUUCUUCGGGAGUUGUGUAUUUAAGGAAGAGAUCGUGUUUGAUUUUUGUUUGGUGGUGAUAUUAUUUUGUGUGAAUUUUGAAUGAAGGAGAUAGUUGGAAGUGAGGGUGUGGAAUAAGCAAUUAAACACUUGAUCUAGGGUUUCUAGGGUUUUGUAAUUGAUUUUAGGGUUUUAUUGGUGGUUGCUGGGGAUAUUAUUCAAUCAGGUGGUGAAUUUUGGUAAAUGUUGCUCGUUUUUCAAUGCAUCACUUGUCUGGGAUUUUUUCUCAUAAGAAGCUGAACAAGAAAAUGGACCAAGUAUCAUCUCCCAAACCAAAGCUUGUACGAAGAAAUGCUGCCAAGAACUUUGAUUACACUCCUUCAGCUUCGACAUCACCAUCGACCAGUGGUUCUUCAGCGCCACGAACGCGGUCACUUGACUUGGGCGUUGUUGUUGAAAAGACUAGCCUUCGGUGUGAAGGGAAUGCUGGUGAAAUUGAAUGGAUUUGUCAGAGCUUAGGGCUUUCUGGACCUGAAGACUUUCAGAUUCCUCAGGCAGCUUACCAGGCUAUGAAGAAUAGAUCAUCUUCGGAUGUUACUCCGAGGACUAAAAAGGAGCAACUUGAUGGUGUUGAUCUUAAAGUACCAAUAAAGCAAGAGGAGGUUCAAAAGUUUGGUGAUCGUAUGCCUCAUAGAUUUGGAAAUAGUGCUCAGAAGAAUGAAAUCAUUCAGAAUGAUCGCAUUGGCAACGAGUUUAGGCCAUGUGGGCCUGCUGUUUUUCCACAUCAGGCUGAUAAUAGUGUGAGACCUGUUUAUGGAGGUGGAGGUGGAGGAAUUAAAGGUGAUCGUCCUCCAUUGCUUACCCCUCCGCCAGCAAUGUCUCUUCCGGUUCUUGAUGAUCAAUGUUCUACCUGGGAGUUAUUAAAAGGGUUCGCACCUGAUGAUAACAAGCCCCUUCGCGUUCCAUAUGUUGACCAAACUCAAUCUUCUGAUGACGAGGAGGAUAUUAGCAGAGAGGGAAGUCAGGGGGUAAGGAUUGGGGAAACUAUUAUGCUGUCAGGAUCUUGUUCUUUCACCACUACAAAUGAUGAUGACUCAUCUAGUUCAACCACGGAACCUGUAUCGAUUAUUUCACCAAACGGAGUCUGUAAAGUUAAUAUAACCCAAUGGAUGAAAGGCUCUCAAUUAGGAAGGGGUUCAUUUGGAACUGUGUAUGAAGGAAUUUCUUGUGAGGGAUUCUUUUUUGCCGUAAAGGAAGUUUCACUGCUUGAGCAAGGAAGUCAAGGAAGGCAGAGUAUCUACCAACUUGAGCAGGAAAUUGAGCUGCUUAGUCAGUUUGAACAUGAGAAUAUAGUUCGAUAUCUUGGCACUGAAACGGCUGACUCAAAACUGUAUAUCUUCUUAGAACUCGUGACUCAGGGUUCCCUUGCAAAACUGUAUCAACAGUAUCGCCUUCGGGAUUCCCAUGUAUCUAAUUAUACAAGACAGAUUCUACUGGGUUUGAAAUAUCUUCAUGAUAAAAAUGUGGUGCACAGGGAUAUCAAAAGUGGCAACAUCUUGGUGGCUUCGGAUGGAACCGUAAAACUAGCAGAUUUCGGAUUGGCAAAGGCAACCAGAUUAAAUGACUUGAAGUCUUGUAAAGGGACCGCAUUCUGGAUGGCACCUGAGGUUGUUAAUCAGAAAAAUAAAGGUUAUGGACUGCCAGCAGAUAUCUGGAGCCUCGGAUGCACUGUCUUGGAGAUGCUAACCGGCCAUGUUCCCUAUUAUCCUUUAGAAUUUAUGCAAGCACUUUUUAAGAUCGGGAACGGUGAGGCACCUCCCAUCCCUGAUACUUUGUCCAAAGAUGCUCGCGAUUUUAUCCAACAAUGUCUACGUGUGAAUCCAAAUAAUCGUCCUACAGCGGCUGAGCUCUUGGAACAUCCAUUUUUACGGAGACAACUUUAUGCUCCAUUAGGCUCAGAGUCACCUAUGAUGCGCGGGAAAUCAAUUUGAGUCUCUUGUCACUUGUAAUUAUUUUGUGGAGAUAAUAUGUACAUUUGGAGUUGCAACGUGUUCAGCAGAGUGUAUCAAAUAAUUGAGUGACAUAUUUGAUUCCUGUAUGCAAGAUUAUCCAUCUGAAAGAAAAGAAAAAACCAAAAAGUCAGAGGGAUCUCUGUACGCAUCCUACUCUGGAUGAGUUAUUAAAUGGUCCUGGAUGGCUGGCUAGCCCCGCCAGCGUGCUUUGAUUCCUACCUCGCGUGAUUCCAACUCCCUUAAUUCAGGGAUACUAAAAAUGCAGAGGACAAUCUGUAAUAUAAUAGUCUAGGUUUUGGGGCUGUGUUUGUAUCUGUGAUCUGAAAAUUAGUUAGCAUAUGAUGAUGGAAUCUUGAUUUAUGAAUGAUAGUUUAUUACUGUAUGUAGGAAGAUGGGUUUAGGCUUUUGUACACAACUGUAAUUUUUUUUUGUCAGAAACAGUUUUAUUCAGAUCUAUCCUGUGACGAUUGUAUGUUGUUCCUUCUCUUUUACUUCUACAGCCCGUACUCAUAUUGGUUUAAUACUUUUUUGGGAUUAUUAAGCAAAGUUAA
Messenger RNA from Chenopodium quinoa (quinoa), 3151 nucleotides. Its product is annotated as mitogen-activated protein kinase kinase kinase 1-like. Gene Ontology annotation, biological process: protein phosphorylation. The transcript is spliced from 9 exons. NCBI's taxonomy places the organism in Eukaryota, Viridiplantae, Streptophyta, Magnoliopsida, Caryophyllales, Amaranthaceae. Gene Ontology annotation, molecular function: ATP binding; protein kinase activity. The record is from RefSeq and is a predicted model, not a curated record. Bases 849 to 2579 code for a protein of 576 amino acids.